AUGGGCUUCAUUCAACGCAUUGCAAAGCGGCUGCCAAGUGCGCCGAGUCUUCCCAUAGACGAUGAACCUCGGGAGAAAGGCCGGGCUUCCGGCCGUUUCGCCUUUUUCCGUCGGCGCAUCAGGUUGAAGGGCAACUCUUCCAUUUCUAUACCCCUGGGUUUUGUGUUACUAUUUCCAUGCCUUGUAAUUGUUUUCAUUCUAUUACUUUUUCGUCCGACACCCCUCGUCCCCCGGAGGGAUCUUAAUCCCCGCGGGCACUCCGCCAUCAAUUCGUAUGAUAAGGUUUUCGCCACCGGCUGUAUGCCCAUCGACCCGGAGGCACAGAACGGCCCCAAGGCCAACGCCGCCUUUGUCGUCCUUGCCAGAAAUAAGGAGCUGGAUGGUGUGAUUCAGUCGCUCAAGUCAAUUGAGCGGCACUUCAACCGCUGGUUCCACUACCCUUACGUUUUCCUCAACGACGGCGACUUCGACGAAGACUUCAUGGCGACAGUGAAGAACUACACCAGCGCCCCAGUCGAGUUUGGCAAGAUCGAUAACAGCAUGUGGGGAUUCCCCGAUUGGGUGGACCCUGAGGUUGCUAAGGAGGGUGUUCGCAAACAAGGUGACGCUGCUAUCAUGUAUGGUGGCAUGGAGAGUUAUCACCACAUGUGUCGAUUCUACUCAGGGCACUUCUACAAGCACCCACUCCUGAUGAAAUACGAGUGGUACUGGCGCUUGGAGCCCGAGAUCAAGUACUUCUGUGAUAUCACUUAUGACCCUUUUAUCAAAAUGCAGGAGGCAAACAAAACAUACGGUUUCACUAUCGCCGUGAAAGAACUUCGUGAAACAGUCCCCAACAUCUUCCGUUACGCAUCGGCCUACAAGCGAAAGAAUAACCUCAAAUCGAAGGGUCUUUGGGAAAUGUUCUUGGAACGUCCUGCUGAGGAGGAAGUCCCACCCGAGGGAGAGCAGAAGCAGGAGAAACUCCCCGAUGAGAUCCUGGCGACCGAACCCGGUGACAAGAACCUUGAUGAUAUCGAUCCUGAGGCCAUGGAAGGCGAGAGCUACAACAUGUGUCACUUCUGGAGUAACUUCGAGAUUGCACGCCUGGAUUGGUUCCGAAGCAAGGAGUACGAAGACUUCUUUACAAUGAUGGAUCGCAGUGGUGGAUUCUGGAUGGAACGAUGGGGUGAUGCUCCUAUCCACUCUCUCGCUGCCGGUGCUCUCCUCUCCCCAGCGGAUAUUCACUACUUCCGUGAUUUCGGCUACCGACACACCACCAUCCAGCAUUGCCCGGCAAAUGCUCCGGCGCGACAGCUUGCUCGUGAGCCCUACCUUGAAAAGACUACCGAGGAUGAGAAGAAGCGGAUCGAAGAAGACGAGUACUGGGCGACCGCUGAUCCAGUCAAGGAGAACGGUGUUGGCUGUCGAUGCCGCUGUGACACUGACAUUGUUGAUGUUGAAGGCAAGCAAGGCAGUUGUCUGGCAGAAUGGGUCGAGGUGGCCGGCGGUUGGGCUUCACCAUAA
This is a messenger RNA of Penicillium malachiteum, 1506 nucleotides long. Its product is annotated as glycosyltransferase family 15 protein. Gene Ontology annotation, biological process: protein N-linked glycosylation; cell wall mannoprotein biosynthetic process. Gene Ontology annotation, cellular component: Golgi apparatus; membrane. Gene Ontology annotation, molecular function: alpha-1,2-mannosyltransferase activity. Bases 1 to 1506 code for a protein of 501 amino acids. NCBI's taxonomy places the organism in Eukaryota, Fungi, Ascomycota, Eurotiomycetes, Eurotiales, Aspergillaceae. The transcript has 4 exons. The record is from RefSeq and is a predicted model, not a curated record.